CUAACCCCCAAGCUUCUAUGUCACGGUGCUAUGAUAUUGGACCAACUCGGGAUGUUCGAUGAUAUCUACGAGAUGGUAGAGCCCGUGAAAGAAAUCCAUUCCUGGCGCGCGGGCGGGGUAUCAUUGACCAAAUUGGAAACACCCAAGCUUCUGCAAGCCCGUUACGGGUACCCAUGUGUGUGGCUGGAGCGCCAGCAGCUACUUGGAGUGAUGUUCAAACAUCUUCGCGAAAAGGAGAAAGUGCUGGCGAAGAAAAAAUUUCUCAGAGCCGAGCAUUCUGCCCGAGGUGUCAUUGCACACUGUUCCGAUGGCACCUCAUUCAACGGAAGCAUCAUAGUAGGAGCUGAUGGGGUCCACAGUCCAGUGCGGCAGGAUAUGUGGCAGCAUAUGAAGGAUGCUGGGUUAGGCCCUGCUUUGAAGAGAGAUCUCAUAGCGACAAUGUUUCAGUACUCCUGUGUAUAUGGCGUAUCAGCACCCACGGUGGGGAUUGAACCGGGGAUAGUACAUCGUCUAUUUGGCAAAGACUUCACCUUUUUCAGCGUUGUUGGAAAGGAACGCAUUGUGUACUGGUUCCUCAUUACGAAAUUGGAGAAAACACACCGCGCCCCCGAUGUUCCGAAACUCAACAGAGACAACAUAGAGGAUCAUAUCAGACCAUACCUUACGCAGAAAGUGAACGACCGUGUUCACUUCCAGGACGUUUACCGAAACACCACUUCAACUUACCACGUUCCCAUCGAAGAGGGAACGUUCGAGUACUGGACAUGGAAUCGAUUCGCUUGUGUGGGAGACGCAAUAAACCAGACGACUCCGAAUCUGGCUCAAGGCCUUAACGGUGCAAUUGAAAACGCUGUGUCCUUGUCAAACUGCAUAGCGUCUAUGCUGAAGGCCGAGGAUCCAGUUAACCUUUCUACUGCAAAUAUAGAUUGGUACCUUUCUACCUGGGCGUCCAGUCGAAAGCCACGGGCGCAUGCAGCGUGUCUGGCUUCGAGCAUUAUGACCCGUUUUGAGGCCCUACUUUCCUGGAGACAUCAAUUCAUUGUUUUCCAUAUACUACCACACUUCAAGGAUUCAAUGGGUGAUCUUGCUGGAUAUUUCAUGGCGGGGUCUGACAGAUUGGAUUUCCUUCCUUUGCCAGAUCGAUCUCUGAAAGGUACCACCCCCUUCAAAGAUAGUGACCGCAAGGUAUGCGUAUAUCACCGGGAACAGGGGACUAAAUCUAGGGCUCCAGAAUUGAAUGCUACAACAUUCGUCUGGCAUCUCCUGGCAAACGCUUUUAUGUAG
Messenger RNA from Penicillium olsonii, 1284 nucleotides. The record is from the annotation of a GenBank genome assembly. Lineage: Eukaryota; Fungi; Ascomycota; Eurotiomycetes; Eurotiales; Aspergillaceae.